AGUGCUUGUCUAUUUUCGGCAGGGUACGGAGCUGCUGGCUCUCGCGACCAUCGAAACCAACGUAACCGAAUCUCCGCCAAUCAGCUAGGAAAAGUGCCUGCCAUUUCCACGUCGAAUUGCAUCUGAGAGAAGCUUCGAUAAGAAGGCAGUGAUUGACUUGGCUUCGGGCAGUCUUCAGUCAUCGAUCAGCGCACCUCAAACCAAAGUCGGCAACGGUCGCUCUCGCUUCGGAAGAACGAGUCCCAUUGAUAAGCCUGGAUUUGAACUAGACGGUUGUCUAACCUCCACAUCCGCGAAUUUUCCCAUUCAUUGUUGUCAAAAAUUAUGUGCUAGGCUUGACCGCAAGAGAAGAUUCGUACAACUCUUCUACAGCUAGUUUACCAAGGAUCACGAUGCCCGACACGGAAAUCAUCGUUACUAAUGCCGGGGAGCCCUCCACCAAGGCGAGUCUCAUCGUGGUCUCCAAUCGGUUGCCGUUUGUGCUCAUCCGGAAUCCGGAGACCGAUGAGCUGGAACGCAGGGCCAGCGCCGGUGGCCUGGUGACUGCAGUGUGCCCGGUGGUGAUCAAGGGCAGUGGUCUCUGGGUGGGCUGGUCGGGUAUCCACUUGAAGGAUCCUAACGAGGCCAUUCCCGAGUCCAAUCCCAACGAUCAGACGCCGACUGCUGGCCUCAAGUCCGAGCAGGUGGUAUCCGUGAACAUCGAUUCGAAGAUCUUCGAUAGCUACUACAACGGAUGCUGCAACAAGAUGUUCUGGCCACUGUUCCACUCGAUGCCGGGAAGAGCCAACUUCGGAGGCGAGCACUGGCACGACUAUGUGACUGUCAACAAGCACUUUGCCGUGCGGACCAUCGAGGCUUUGGAGAAGUGCCUGGCCAAAAACCAGGGCAGCGAGAAGAGUCCACCGAUUGUCUGGAUCCACGACUACCAUCUCAUGCUGGCUGCCAAUUGGGUGCGCGAGCACGCCGAGGAGAAGAACCUGCCCUGCCGACUGGCUUUCUUCCUGCACAUCCCAUUCCCACCAUGGGACAUCUUCCGCCUGCUGCCCUGGUCCGAUGAGAUCCUACAGGGUAUGUUGGGUUGUGACCUGGUAGGCUUCCAUAUUCAGGACUACUGCUUGAAUUUCGUGGACUGCUGCCAGCGCAAUCUCGGCUGUCGUGUGGACAGAAACAAUCUGCUGGUGGAACAUGGCGGGCGCACUGUUCGCGUCCGUCCGCUUCCCAUUGGUAUUCCCUACGAACGCUUCGUUAACCUGGCCAAUAGCGCAACCAGGGUGCUGAAUACAUCCAAGAUGCAAAUCAUCCUGGGAGUGGACCGACUGGACUACACCAAGGGCCUCGUCCAUCGCCUUAUGGCCUUUGAGGCCCUGCUGCUGAAGUAUCCGCAGCACAAGGAGAAGGUGAGCCUGCUGCAGAUCUCGGUGCCGUCGCGAACCGAUGUAAAAGAGUACCGGGAGCUGAAGGAGGAAGUGGACCAGCUGGUGGGCCGCAUCAACGGCCGCUUUACCACCGCUAACUGGGCGCCCAUCCGCUACAUCUACGACUAUGUCAGCCAAACCGAAUUGGCUGCUCUGUACAUGGAUGCGGCUGUUUGCCUGGUAACUCCACUUCGCGAUGGCAUGAACCUGGUGGCCAAGGAGUUCGUGGCCUGCCAGAUCAACGAGAGUCCCGGCGUGCUGGUCAUCUCACCGUUCGCAGGAGCCGGCGAGAUGAUGCACGAGGCGCUGCUCUGCAAUCCGUACGAGGUGAACGAGGCCGCCGAGGUGAUCCACCGAGCACUGACCAUGCCCGAGGAUGAGCGCGUCCUACGUAUGACUCGGCUGCGCCGUCGUGAAGCCGAGUGCGAUGUGAGCCACUGGAUGCGUUGCUUCCUGAAGGCGGUGGGCGCUCUGGAGAUGGAUGAUGUGGGCACCACCAUUAUGCAGCCAGUGUCCGUGGACGAUUUCGAUGACUACUUACUGAAAUACAUCGGCUAUAACCACAAGUUGGCUCUGCUGCUGGACUACGACGGCACCUUGGCGCCCAUUGCUCCUCAUCCUGAUCUGGCCACGCUCUCGCCCGAGAUUAAGAAUGUACUAUAUAAGCUGUCCAAUCACUCGGACGUCUACGUGGCCGUCAUCUCGGGUCGCAACGUGGACAAUGUGAAGAAGAUGGUUGGCAUCGAGGGCAUCACCUAUGCGGGCAAUCACGGUCUCGAGAUCCUUCAUCCGGACGGCAGCAAGUUCGUACACCCAAUGCCCAUGGAGUACGAAAAGAAGGUCAGUGAUCUGCUGAAGGCUCUGCAGGACUCCGUUUGCCGCGACGGCGCUUGGGUGGAGAAUAAGGGGGCGUUGUUAACGUUCCACUACCGAGACACGCCCAAUCACCUGAGGGGAGCUAUGGUCGACAAGGCGCGCUCUUUGAUCGAAAAGUACGGCUUCAAGGCCACGGAGGCGCAUUGCGCUCUGGAAGCUCGUCCGCCGGUGCAGUGGAAUAAGGGUCGGGCCUCGAUCUACAUCCUGCGCACAUCCUUCGGCGUGGACUGGAACGAACGCAUCAAGAUUAUCUAUGUGGGUGACGAUCUAACAGACGAAGACGCCAUGGUGGCACUGAAGGGUAUGGCGCGAACUUUCCGUGUGACAUCGUCGGAUAUUGUGAAGACCGCUGCGGACCAUCGACUUCCCUCCACAGACUCCGUGUACACGCUGCUGAAAUGGGUGGAACGACACUUCAUGGGACGCAAGGCGCGCGCCAAUUCGCUGACCUACAGGCCCACCAAGGGCGACGGCGUCCAGAUGCAAAUGUCCCUGGAGGUGGCCGCUUCGGCGAACAAUCUGGAGGUGUGAGCCCAGAUAUCAAUGCAUUACCUAUGUAUGCCUCGUAACUCAGAUAAAUUUUAAGAUUUUAAGAAUAAAGAAAACGGAUUUGUAGCUUAAA
Messenger RNA from Drosophila mauritiana, 2913 nucleotides. It is a transcript of the gene Tps1, whose product is annotated as alpha,alpha-trehalose-phosphate synthase [UDP-forming]. Lineage: Eukaryota; Metazoa; Arthropoda; Insecta; Diptera; Drosophilidae. The transcript is spliced from 5 exons. Bases 393 to 2822 code for a protein of 809 amino acids. Gene Ontology annotation, biological process: trehalose biosynthetic process. Gene Ontology annotation, cellular component: alpha,alpha-trehalose-phosphate synthase complex (UDP-forming); cytosol. Gene Ontology annotation, molecular function: catalytic activity. The record is from RefSeq and is a predicted model, not a curated record.